Messenger RNA from Fonticula alba, 7584 nucleotides. Its product is annotated as serine/threonine protein kinase. NCBI's taxonomy places the organism in Eukaryota, Rotosphaerida, Fonticulaceae. Gene Ontology annotation, biological process: protein phosphorylation; autophagy of peroxisome; protein targeting to vacuole. Gene Ontology annotation, cellular component: nucleus-vacuole junction; phosphatidylinositol 3-kinase complex, class III, type II; phosphatidylinositol 3-kinase complex, class III, type I. The record is from RefSeq and is a predicted model, not a curated record. Bases 106 to 7584 code for a protein of 2492 amino acids. Gene Ontology annotation, molecular function: protein serine/threonine kinase activity; protein binding; ATP binding. The transcript is spliced from 8 exons.
CCCCCCUCCCUCCCGUUCUGCCUCGUUCUCCUCCCCGGCUGCCUUCACUGCUCUCUUUUCUUCCGCCGCCCGCCCUUCCCUCUCCCACUUCGCCCCCCUGCCGCCAUGGGGAACUCCAUCUCCAUCAGCCAUGCCCGGGGGCCGGCUUUUGACAAGUCCGAGUUCCGGCGUCUCUUCCUUGCGGAGAAUGCCACCGUGCUCACGGACAACCGGCUCCUCCUCGCCAUUGUCUACCCCAAUUAUCGGCCCCUAUUGGAGUUGGCCGGCGAGCCUGGCCCCCCGGCCGAGGACCUGCAAUUGCUGGCCAAUGCCGGGCUCGCGGCCGAUGUGCCUCUUUACCGGCGCCACCUGCAGGCCCUGCAGGGGCUGCGCCAGCAGUCCAGCCACAUCAAUCAGCCGGUGGUGGUGAAGUUCUUCGCCAAGCAGCGCCUCGUGUCGCUGGCGGAAUAUGUGCCCACCAUCGCGCGCUUUCGCCAGACCAUGACCCUGCUGUGCUCGGUGUCGUCGGCGAACCCUGCCGCCGGGUCGCCCUGCCUGCUGCCCACCAGCCUGGUGGACUUGGACAGCCAGCUGACGCAGGCCCUGCUGGAGCAUGAGCUCGCCUUGCCGGUGAGUACGCCCCUGGACCUGGUGCUCCUUGCCUCGGGGGUGGGGCUUGCCCCCGCGGCAACGGCAGCCACUGCCAUGGGCUCGAGCGCUCCCCUGUCCUCUUCCUCUUCCUCCUCGACAGCCGGGGCUGGGGCUGUCUUUUCCGGGGGCACCCUCGGUCGAUCGUCCAAUGUGUCCAUGAGCGAUCUGCCGCCGGCGGCGCUCCUGGCCGGGUCCGGUGGCCCGUCCACCGCCGGGGCGCAGCGUCUAUCGGUGGGCAGCGCCCAGGCGGCGCACUCGGCCCUGUCUGUCGGGUCAGUUGAAUGGCCAGUCGGGCCGGAUGGAACGCCCCUGCCGAUGGCCGGCGACCUGACGGACCUCAACCCCGGGGAGCGCACCCGGUCGAUGACCUUGCUGCCGGUGCCGAGUGCCCCGGCCUCCGGGGCUGGGCUGACGGUCGGCGACUCACAGGACCCACUUGGCGGCCUGCUUCUCGGCUUCCGGCCCUUUACCCAUACGAACUUGCGCGAGCGCAUCGACUCGCAGCCUGUCUUGGAGCCCAUCGAGAAGCUUUAUAUCUCCUUCCAAAUGAUCUCCCUCCUGCGGGACAGCUCCACGCUCAAGGUCAUCCACGGUGACAUCAAGCUGCAGAAUAUCUUGCUCACUUCGUGGGAUCUGGUCAUCCUGUCGGAUUUCUCGGCAUCCUAUAAGCCCUUCUUCCUCCCGGAGGACAACCCCAGCGACUAUCUGUUCUUCUUCCAGAGCCAGGAACUGGACGUAUGCAACAUCGCCCCCGAGCGAUUCCUCUCUCGCAAGAUCUAUGACAGCCUGCUGCGUCCCCAUGCCAGCCCCUUCGAAACCAUCAGCGCCGUCAAUCCCGACCUGGCAGCCAACCCCCACGCGGUGGAUAUCUUCAGCAUUGGCUGCGUCAUCGCCCAGCUUUGGCUGGAUGGUCGGCCGCUCUUUACCCUGCGCCAGAUGCUGGAUUAUCGCAUGGGCGUCUAUUCGCCGGAUCACCUUCUUGCGGAGAUCCCUGAUGUUGGCAUUCGGAACUUGGUUCGGCAGAUGAUUUCCCUCAACAUCAGGGAGCGGUGCUCGGUGCUCAAUCACCAAUCAAACUUCAUGGUCAGCGGGCCAUUCCCCCAGUUCUUCGACACCUAUCACCUUCUUGCCAAGUCGUUUGUCGAUCACUCGGGAGGCCUUGGCAGCCCCCUCACCUCGGAGGACCGUCUGGCUCAGCUCCAUACCAUGUUCGAUGCCCUCGUCAAUCUGGUGGCCGACUCCGCCUCGCCCGGGCCCCGGGCCAUUUCGCCAUCGCAGUCGGCCGAACCUCUGAAUGUCGCACAGCCAAAUUCCCCCAAGGGCGCCUCUGGCCCCUGGAGGCCCCCGCAUCCCCGGGACUUCCCAUGUGUGCCGUCUUUGCAUUUGGAAUCCUUCCCGCUGGGAUGGUUCUCCCUCUCACAGCCCAUGCGCCUCCCCUCGGUCUCGACCAAGUCGGCCAACGGCUUUUUGCUGCUACUCUCGAUUGUCACGAGCACCGUGCAAACGCUCACCUCGGCUCGGUAUCGGGCCCUGGCCUUGGAGCUGCUGCUGGUCCUGUCGGUCGGCUUGCCGGACCACAUCCGCCUGACGCGCGUCCUGCCCUACAUCCUGGCUCUCGGCCAGCGGUCGCCCACGGUGACCGAACUCUCGCGCGUCUACUUCGCGGUCUUCCAGCUUUUCUCCAUGAUCAAGCUUCCGACCCCCUUCUCCUACCAGAUGCUGGUGUACUAUGCGCUGCCGCAGCUGCGUGACAUGCUCCCCCAGCCAGCCCACUGGUAUGACCUGCUGUAUUCCACCUGGUCACGCUGCCUGGGCCUGGCGGCGCGCUUCGCCGCGCGGUUCUUCUCCGCGGCACACAGCAUCCAGUCGACAAGCGCCGGGACCCGGUCGGCUGACUCUGGCAUGGAGAUCACCCCCCCCACGGCCAACAACCCCCUGGCCUUUGCCUUCCAUGCGGCCGGGGAGCUGGAUCAGCUCCGGGACUUCUUCAAUCAGCAGGUCAAGGAACUGAGCGACUCGCCGAAUUUGCUGGUCACCCGGGCGUUGCUGCUCUCCCUGCCGGACAUUGCCCUGUUGUAUCCCUUUGGCCCGGCGCUGGACUCGCAAUUGGCCAACAGCUCAGAUCACAACAGCCAAAUGUCCGACAAGCAGCUGCAAUUGCAAAUGUUCCUGCCCACCUUCUUCAGCAAGCAGCAGGAUCGCAGCUUCCGCGUGUCGCUUGUCGAAACGGCCCUCUACGUGGGAGCCAUGCUGGACGCUCGUCGAGGCCACUACCUGGAGACCAACCUCCUGCACAUCAUCUUCGCGCAGUUUCACCUGACCAGCUCCUUCCCGCUGUCCAUCACCGCGGCGGUGGCGGCGGCGGCGGCGACCGCAGCCGCGGCCGACAAUGGCCCGGAGGGUGGCAUCGGCCACGGGGAGGAUCAAUCCCCGGGCUCGGCCAUGGCCCGGCAGCAGCAUCCCUCGACCGGGGCCAUGCCCCCGCUGGAGCUGUACUUUGCCUCGAGCUUCCUGGAUGAUUCGCAGCUCUCGGCGGCCGCCUGUUCGGCUCUCGGCCGGGCUCUGGAGCUGGGGUUCCUGUCGAGCCCGAUGCUCAUUCAAUCGAUCGUGGAGCAUGUGCUGCCCUUCUUGGCCCUGCGGCCGGUGGCUCUGCGCCAGGCCGCGGUGUAUUGCGUGGCGCGAGCCUUCCUGGCCUUGCCGGAUCCGGUGUCGCGCAUCUACCUGCUGGCUCCGUUGCUGGUGCCCUUCGUUCGGUAUCCAGUUCUUGGGCUCGUGGCGCCCGAGGGCCCGGAGGCACGGGACCUCCAAGCCGGGGCAUCGUCCAAUCCGCACUUGCGCCGACGCUACCUCCACCUGCUGGAGCGUCGGCUUCUGGAGGCCCUUCUGCCGCCGCUGACUGCGCGGCAGCUGAAUGACCUGCUCAACCGCACCUGCAUCAUGAUUGCCGGGGCCGGCAGUGGGGUUGGCGGCACGAGGCCCCUAUCGAUGGCCGCGGCGCCCGGGACCAGCGGCCCGAUGGGCGGCUCGGCCGGCGGCCCGACCGAUCCCACGGAGCAACUGCGGCAAGCGCUGGCCGCCGACGCGACCGCCGAUCGGCGCCUGCUGUCCUUCGUCAAGUACAUGCACCAGCUGGCCCGGUCGCUGCCGAAGUUGCCGGAUCUGCCACGUGCCCCUGCUGGCCUGGCCCCCUCGGCGGCCGGGACCAAUGUCCUGGUGUCUCGGCCCUCUGGCGGCAUGGGCGCCACCAGGGACCCGGGCACCGAGGCCCCCCCUCCGGGCACCGGGGUGUAUACGGUCAACUCGAGCAACAUCUAUGCCGGGGAAAGUCCCCAAGCCUUGGCCGAUAUGAAUCCCAGUCGUGCAUUGAACCUGGCGCCGGCCGGGCGCCCGGGGCCUGGCGAUGGGGAUACUUUGUAUGCGGAGUUUGACCUGUGGCCGGCACUCCCAAGUGACAGCGGCGCCGAGGGUGGCGCUGGAACCUAUGGGAUGGGCCCGCCUCCAGGGCUGCCCCCGGCGGCGGAUGCCCGCCGCGCGGCCGACGCCGAGGCGGCCCUCGCUGCCCCCUCUGGGGUGCUGUUCAUGCUUCCGGCUCCCGAUGGGCUGACGGUGACCCGGCUGCUGCCGCAGCUGCCAACCAUGCCGGUCAUGCUGCCGGCCAGCAGUGUCGCCGGUCCGGGCAAGCGCCAGUCGGCCAAUGGAUAUGCCCGGUCAGGGUCUACGGCGGCGGCGGCGGCGGCGGCGGCGGCGGCUGCGGCGGCGGCGGCCGCCGCCGAGCCUCCCGGGCUGGUGCUUGGGUCGCCGAUUUCCGAGGUGUCCGCGGCAGCCGCGGCCACCGGGCUUUUGCCCCCGCAGCUGACUCGGCCGGCCGGUGCGGGGCCUCAAUUCCCGCUGGGAAUGCCCGACGCAGUGACCACCCUCCCCGGACGCCACCACCAUGGGACGAUCCUCCACCAUCGGAGUGCCAUCACCCACCUGGUCACCAGCCCGGACCAGGGGUUCCUCCUGUCGGCCGAUUCCUCCGGGCGCCUUUGCCUCUGGCGGGUGGCCGGUUUGCAUGCCAGCAGCUGGCCCGUGCUGGUCAGUGAGUGCGACUUGCGUGCCCGGCCGACGGCCGUCGUCUUUGUCCCGGUGGCCGCGUGCCCCGGGUGGAGCGCGGCCGGCCAGGCGGCGAUUGGGCACUGCCUUGUGGCCGUGGCCACCGGCGACGGGCUGGUCCGGUUGCUGGACUUCGGCCAGCCGCUCGAGGUGGUUUCGAUCAGCAACGGGACUCCUGUCAUGGCGGGAUCCGGGUCGGCGCUCCCCACGGCCGCGGUGAUGACGCUGGCGGUCUGGCGCGCGCCCCUGCUGCCCGACAGUAUGGGGCUGCCCUUCCCCCGGGCCGGGGGGACCACCCCUUCCAAGGAUGGCCCCACCCCGGAUCCGGUCACCGCACUGGCCGUGGUCCUCACGAGUCGGGGCUCCGGGCAGCCGCGCUACCUCCUGGUGCAGGGGACCUUCGCCGGGCGCAUGUACGCGCUGGAUCUGGUGACCGGGCGCCGGGCCUGGGAGACACGCAUUGCCGGGCCCGUGGCCCCGAUUCAGGCCCUGGUGGCCGAGCCGGCGGUCAGCGUUGCCCCCUUCCUCGGUCAGGAAACCGCCUCAUCGGUCAUCGGCCAGUGCCUCGGGGCCACCAGGGCCGGGAUGGCCGGGAUGGCCGGCGGCCUGGGUGAACAUCCCGGAGCCGGCCAUCACUCGGCGUCGGGCUCCUCCGGGGGACCGGGGCCCGGCGGUCCUGGUGGCAUGGGCUCCUCCGGGCCGGGUGGCUCCGGUGUCGGGCCGGCCGGUCCCGCCGGCGGCUCGGGAGCCUCCUCGCACGGUGGCCCUGGGGCCUCGUCCUCGGUCAGCGGGUCCUCCAGCUCCUCCGGGUCGGGCCUGGUGGGCGUGUCGCCAUCCAGUGGUGGCACCGGUGGCGGGUCCACCUCAGCCGGGCUGGCCGGGACCGGGGACUCGCGCGGCGGCUCGGCCAGCGGAGGCAUCGGCCCCGGUGGGUCUGGGGGAUCGCACUCCUCCACCGGGGCCACGCCCAACCCGCUUGGUGGCCCGGGGCUGUCGUCCGGAUCCGGUGUCGGGUCCGCCGGCGGCGGCCUCGGCGGGUCUGCUGGCCUCGGCGGUGCCGAGGCUGAUGCCUUCCUGAAUGUCGGGUGCACCGUGCCCGCCGUGAGCUCAUGGCUGGUGGCGGUGACGCGCACGGCGCGGGUGUCUCUUUUCGACAUUCGAAAUGGGGUGCUGCCAAUUGAGCUGACCGAUGGCCGGCGCUCGGCCCCGGUGCCGACACUGACUCGAGCGCAUUCGGCCGUGGCGCAUCCGCUGCUGGCGGCCACCAUCCUGGUGGCUGGCGACCAGCCGGAGGUGGUGCAGUUGGAUUUGGAGCGCCUGGCCCGGCGCCAAGCCGAGCCGCAGACGUGCGUCUACUCGCUGGCCGGGCGCUCGGAUCGCAAUGCCUCGCGAGCGGCGGCCCCGGGGAAGUCCUUCGGCCAGGCCCCGACCGGCGAGGUCCGGGCUCUGGCGGCCGCCGGGCCGGGGAUCGUGCGCCUGCGUGGGCGCAUGCUCAGUCCAACCUUCGACCAGGCCAUUGGCCAGCUGCUUAGCCAAGGCCCCGGGGGGCCUGGGCCUGGUAGCACUCUGUCCCCCAGCCGGUCGGGCUUCCUGUGUGUCAAUUGCCUGGGUGGGUUGUCCCUGCCGGCGCCCCUGUGCCAGAGCCCUGGUGCGCUGGCGGCGGCGGCGGCGGCGGCGGCGGCCGGCACCGCCGGGGCCGUGCUGCCCAGCACGGACUCGCCCUCCGGCGAUGCUGCCGACCCGGCGGCUCAGCAGCUGGACCUGCCGCGGACAUACUGCGCCAACUUUGCCCAAUGCGUUGGGGCCCUGGCGUACAUGGUUGCCGCCGGGUCCUCGCGUCACAUUUGGCAAUUCCAGCUGGGUGCUCCCUUCAACACGGCCCUUGUUUCGUCCUCGGUGGGGGCUUUCUCCCGGAUGACGGAGCUCGUGAACUUCGCCCCGGUGGGCCCGGUUCCUCCGGGAUCGGCCAGCCUCUCGAUUGAAGAGCAGCUGUCGGCGGCCUUCGAGCUGUCACACGACCUGCCGGGGAUGAUGGGGUCCCGCCCGGCGCGUCUGCGUCUGGGACCGGCGGGCUCGCCGGUUUUGCGGAUCGACACUCAGCCGACCACCGACCUGACGGCCGGCUUUGGGGACGUCUUCAGCCAGGUGCCGGAGCGCGAUGCCCGGCGUCCGGCCGGGGCGCCGCCGGACUCGCUGGCUGCGCUGGCCCUGCGCACCAGCCACCAUGACACCAUCACGGCUUUGUGCAUUGUUGAGCGCGCUCCGGGAGCCGGGGCCGGCAUGCCGGCGGCCAUGGGCUCCGGCCCGGGGCUGGGCUCGGUCUCGGGGUCCGGCAUGGCCGGCGGCCCUGCCCCCGGCGACAUGGGCCCCGGCCCCGGUGGUAGUCCUGGCGGCGUGCUGGUGCCGGGGGGCAGUGGGUCGGGCAUGGGGGUCACUCCGCCGCGGCCGGGCCAACAGCAUGCCGGCCCCCAUCCGGCGGCUCCGUAUGGGCUGCUGGGCCUCGGGGGAGGCCUGCAUACCAUGCGGACGUACUACCUCCGUGGGGCAGACUCUUCGGCCGGGAUGGGCCGUACAGCGGCCUGGCCCGGGGCCGGGAGGAUGCCGUCAACCGGGUCCAGCGGCACUGGCAGUCGGGCCAAGAGCGGUAGCAGUAGCAGCAUCGAAUCGCCGCUGUCAAGCGCCGGGGCUCGGGCCUCAGGCCCAGGAAGCUCGCUUGCUCCGGAUGCCGGGGCCACCGAGACCAAUCUCCUGUCCCUGAUGUACGACCCGCUGACCCUGCAGCCGCUCUCGCUGCACACGCCCUUCAGCCAGUUUGUCGUGUCGGGCAGCCGCGACGGAACCAUCUACAUCUGGAUCUAG